This is a messenger RNA of Cebus imitator (Panamanian white-faced capuchin), 1819 nucleotides long. It is a transcript of the gene FN3KRP, whose product is annotated as fructosamine 3 kinase related protein. The coding region runs from base 67 to 996 and encodes 309 amino acids. Lineage: Eukaryota; Metazoa; Chordata; Mammalia; Primates; Cebidae. The transcript is spliced from 6 exons. The record is from RefSeq and is a predicted model, not a curated record.
CCCGCCCCGCCGCCGUCUCCCGCGUCUCUGCCCCGCCCGGGGCGGGUCCGCGGCCGCGGUGGGAACAUGGAGGAGCUGCUGAGGCGCGAGCUGGGCUGCGGCUCCGUCAGGGCCACGGGCCACACGGGGGGCGGGUGCAUCAGCCAGGGCCGGAGCUACGACACGGACCGAGGACGAGUAUUCGUGAAAGUGAACUCCAGGGCGGAGGCCAGAAGAAUGUUUGAAGGGGAGAUGGCAAGUUUAACUGCCAUCCUGAAAACAAACACAGUGAGAGUGCCCAAGCCCAUCAAGGUUCUGGAUGCCCCAGGCGGCGGAAGCGUGCUGGUGAUGGAGCACGUGGACAUGAGGCAUCUGAGCAGUCAUGCUGCAAAGCUUGGAGCCCAGCUGGCCGAUUUGCACCUUGAGAACAAGAAGCAUGGAGAGACGCUCCUGAAAGAGGCGGGCACAGUGGGGAGGGGAGGUGGGCAGGAGGAACGGCCGUUUGUGGACCGGUUUGGAUUUGACGUGGUGACGUGCUGUGGAUACCUUCCCCAGGUGAAUGACUGGCAGGAGGACUGGGUUGUGUUCUUUGCCAGGCAGCGCAUUCAGCCCCAGAUGGACAUGGUGGAGAAGGAGUCUGGGGACAGGGAGGCCCUCCAGCUUUGGUCUGCUCUGCAGUUUAAGAUCCCUGACCUGUUCCACAACCUGGAGAUCACCCCAGCCUUACUCCACGGAGACCUCUGGGGCGGAAACGUAGCAGAGGACGCCUCCGGGCCGGUCAUUUUUGACCCAGCUUCUUUCUAUGGCCACUCGGAAUAUGAGCUGGCCAUCGCCGGCAUGUUUGGGGGCUUCAGCAGCUCCUUUUAUUCUGCCUACCACGGCAAGAUCCCCAGGGCCCCGGGGUUCGAGAAGCGACUUCAGUUGUAUCAGCUCUUUCACUACUUGAACCACUGGAAUCAUUUUGGAUCGGGGUACAGAGGAUCCUCCCUGAACAUCAUGAGGAAUCUCGUCAAGUGAGUGUGCUUUGCUCUGGAGGAGGUCUCAGAGGUUUCUCCACAGUCCUCUUUAGGAUAAAACUCUUGUUUUUUCACGUGGCCAGAGUAGCUUAAGACCAACUCAGUAACUUAUUUCCAAGCCUUGCAAAGUAUAGAAUAUCUCCGAAGAAAGGUUUUGUCAUUACAACUUUGUGGGGUUUGUAGGUAGACGGAGCCAUGCUAGAGGCAGGGUGUGAACCGAGGAAUGAAGCAAGGUGGCUCUGAACCACACUUCCGCUCUGAGGUGGAGAGACUAAGUGAUCUCAGGUGGGUGCCAGGGAGGAUCCAGUGUGUGGGGUGGUGGUCAGCGCGCCCGGGCGCCGCUGCUCAGAGGGCACCUUUCCACCACCUCCUCCCUGCUCUCCUGUGCAGGAACGUCUCAGAGCUGUUCAUGUUGAUGAUGCUUGGUUGGCAAGACUUGGGUCUAGACAUGAAACCAUGUUACUAAAAGCUUCUUAAAAUGACCAGUUCCAAAAUCAGGCACAUUCCUCUUCUUCCUGCACGAUCCCUGGACCCUGCUGCAGGCUGAGCAGGCCUGGAAACCGAUUCUGGGAGUGACCAAGCUGCUGGCCUUAGGGUGUCCUUGGGUAAAUACAGGAGCCUUACCUGCUUCUAUCAUUACUCCAUCUUCUCUGUCAUUUCCAAAGCUUGCUAAGUUGUCAUUCCUUUGCAACUUUACACACUGAGCGAAUAUUUUUCCCUCCUUCAGUAUUGUAGUGUUGAGAAAUAUUUCAUGAAUGACAUUGAUGCUAAUAGAUCGCUUUGCAUAAAAAUUUGAAUAAACUUUCAGUGUUUUCAAUAAUGUA